This is a messenger RNA of Styela clava, 963 nucleotides long. RefSeq names its product HHIP-like protein 2. Lineage: Eukaryota; Metazoa; Chordata; Ascidiacea; Stolidobranchia; Styelidae. The record is from RefSeq and is a predicted model, not a curated record.
ACAAUGUGCGUAGAAGAAGUAGCAAACGGAUUGAACAACCCUGUUUCUAUGAAGCAUGCGAACGAUGGAACACAAAGGUGGUUCGUGGUGGAACAAAUUGGUAUGGUCUGGGUAUAUCUUCCUGAUAAUUCUCGUCUCUCGACCCCUUUCUUGAAUUUACGUGACAAAAUUCUUGUACGAGAAUAUGGCUAUGACGAAAGAGGAAUGUUGGAUAUCGCGUUCCAUCCGAAAUAUAAAGAAAAUGGAUUGUUUUAUCUUUUUUACACUAUUUUAAUCGAAGGUUAUCACAAUAUAAAAAUCAGUGAAAUGAAGGUUUCGGCCACAAAUAUGAACAAAGCAAAUCUAGAUACAGAGAGGACUCUUUUAACGGUGCAAGAACCAGCUUUUAAUCACAAUGGAGGACAGUUAAUAUUCGGAGUAGACGGCUAUCUUUAUAUUUUUACUGGAGAUGGAGGAGGAGCCGGCGAUCGCUUCGGAAAAUAUGGCAACGGACAAAAUAAAAAAACAAUGCUUGGCAAAGUUCUGCGUAUAGACGUCAACAAUAAAGGACCAAAUGAUUUACCUUACGCAAUUCCUGCUAAUAAUCCUUUUGUUAAUGACAAAGAUUAUCUACCCGAAAUUUACGCUUUAGGGGUACGAAAUAUGUGGAGAUGUAGUAUGGACAGGGGAAAUGCAACAGGUUUCAACAAGGGAAGAAUAUUUUGUGGUGAUGUUGGUCAAAGUCAGUACGAGGAAGUAGACAUAAUCAAAAAAGGUGGCAACUACGGAUGGAGAGCGUACGAAGGAUUUGAUUGUUAUGAUUCGAAUAUAUGCAAUGAAAGCUUUGUUAAAAACUAUAUUCCACCAAUCCACGCGUAUUCCCACUCCGUUGGAAAAUCUAUAACUGGAGGAUAUGUUUACAGAGGAUGCCAAAAUCCUAAUGUAGAAGGGAAAUAUAUAUUUGGAGAUUACCACUAUGGGUGA